ACGCUGAUCAUGGCCAUGAGUUUGGAUUACUGGAACAUCCGUGGGCUGGCUCACGCCAUCCACCUGCUCCUGGAAUACACAGACUCCAGCUAUGAAGAGAAGAGGUACACAAUGGGGGAUGCUCCAGACUUUGACAGAAGCCAGUGGCUAAGCGACAAGUUCAAGCUGGGCCUGGACUUCCCCAGUCUGCCCUACCUAAUUGACGGGACUCAAAAGCUCACCCAGAGCAACGCCAUCCCUCGCUACAUCGCACGCAAGCACAACCUGUGUGGAGAGAUGGAGGAGGAGAAGAUUCGCAUGGACAUUUUGGAGAACGAGAUUAUGGACAUCCGAAUGUACACGGCCCGGAUCUGCUACAGCCCUGACUUUGAGAAACUGAAGCCUGACAUUUUGACCAUGCUCUCUGAAGAGAUGAAGCUGUUCUCCCAGUUCCUGGGGAAGAGGUCUUGGUUUGCAGGGGACAAGCUCAUGUAUGUGGACUUCCUGGCUUAUGACAUCCUAGAUACACUGUGUAUGUUCGAGCCCAAGUGCCUGGAUGCGUUCCCAAACCUGAAGGACUUCUUGGUCUGCUUUGAGGGUCUGAAGAAGAUCUCUGCCUACAUGAAGUCCAGCCGCUUCCUCCCGACACCUGUGUACUCCAAGCCUGCCGUGUGGGGCAACAAGUAGGGGCUGAGUGUGCAGGAGAGGGGAUAGGAGCACUGCUGGACAUAUCUACAUUUUUUAGAACCAUGUGCUCUGCUUUCUCUUUCCUCUUUUAACUCCUUUCCAUUACCCGCCUUCCCUCACUAGAUGCCUGACUGGCUACUGAUCUGCCUCGAGCCUCUCUCAUCCUUACCCUCUACAGCCACAGC
This is a messenger RNA of Pteronotus mesoamericanus, 851 nucleotides long. Its product is annotated as glutathione S-transferase Mu 1-like. The record is from RefSeq and is a predicted model, not a curated record. NCBI's taxonomy places the organism in Eukaryota, Metazoa, Chordata, Mammalia, Chiroptera, Mormoopidae. Gene Ontology annotation, molecular function: glutathione transferase activity. Gene Ontology annotation, biological process: glutathione metabolic process. Bases 10 to 666 code for a protein of 218 amino acids. The transcript has a single exon.